Molecule: messenger RNA, 1335 nt
Organism: Rodentolepis nana
Lineage: Eukaryota; Metazoa; Platyhelminthes; Cestoda; Cyclophyllidea; Hymenolepididae
Source: the annotation of a GenBank genome assembly
UUCAUUCAAUCAGACAGACACCGGCGUCUUUCGUUGAUUGCAGGAUGUCGUGCCACCAUUCUUCUAAAAAAUCUCAAUCACUUUCUACCUUUUUCAAGUAAGCUCAAGAAGCUUGCCUUGAUUGGGCCAUUCGCCAAGAGCAUGGAUGAGCUGAUUGGCUCGUAUCCAGCCACUCCAAUGCCGCAGUUCGAAACUCCUUUGGAUAAAGGCUUACUGGAGGUAGCAGACACAGUCCAUGGGAUUGAAUUCUGCGACAACGGAGCUAGAUGCACAAGAGGCGAUGAAGCUGGUCUCAUCAAACUUCUCACCAACUCAACAAAAGGCAAAUUCGACGCUAUUGUGGUAACCAUCGGCACAGGCAGUAAAUUUGUGGGGGAGUCUAGAGAUAAUCCAAGUCUUCAACUCUUUGGUCAACAGCAACGCAUGCUCGAACUCAUCUCGAUUUAUGCACCUUCUAUUCCAGUAGUAGUUUUUAUCUACUCAGCUGCUCCGGUGAAUAUCUCAGUGGUUGUCGCUUCUCCACAGGUUAGGUCGAUUCUUUGGUUCGGCUAUCCUGGACAGGAGGCAGGUCGGAUUGCCGCUCGUAUAUUACUAGGAAAUUCAGGAGAAAUGGAAAAUUCCAAUGACUUUGGGAUUUCUCCCUUUAGUGAAGAAGGCUACUGGUGGACUCCAGCAGGUCGUCUCCCCUUCACUUGGUAUGAGAGUCUCUCUGGUAUGCCAGAGAUCACAAAUUAUAAUGUCAGCAACCACACCUACCGUUUCAAUCAAUUCACUAUCUGUCCUAAAAAUGCGACAUCAUCUGAUUGUCAGCAGGUGAUCUAUCCAUUCGGCUACGGUCUGUCUUAUAACUAUGCAUCUAAAGGUAGUGGUUUUGCUUAUCGAAACCUUGAUAUUCCCGCAUUAACUGUAUCGGCAAGAAUUGGAUUUACAUUCACCGUUGAGGUGGUUAAUAGAGGUAUUCUAGCUGCAGAGGAAGUGGUACAAGUUUAUCUCGAUUGGUUGACCCUCUUUGGCACAAAAGUUGAGAAUAAUUUUGACGGAAAAUACAAAGCUGCGUCGAGACAAUUGGUCGGAUUCGAAAGGAUUCCACUAUUCCCUGGAGAGGUAAAGAUGCUGAGGUUUGUUGUGAAGCCGGAGCAGCUGCAGGUUUGGAGUUUUGUAGCGAAGAAGGUUUCACCUCUUUGUCCAGCAAAUACGCCGAAAGGUGAGAAUUGCGGAGCUUCAGUACCAGGCUCUGGAGGCGUUCGAUUGAGUGUUGGCGGACAGCAGCCUCUUCAAAAUCAAAGUGUCAAUUCUAACACGAUUAUAGCUUUGCUUACGGUUAUGGGCGCAUAA